This is a messenger RNA of Coregonus clupeaformis (lake whitefish), 2252 nucleotides long. Its product is annotated as GTP-binding protein Rit1. The record is from RefSeq and is a predicted model, not a curated record. Gene Ontology annotation, cellular component: plasma membrane. Gene Ontology annotation, molecular function: GTPase activity; calmodulin binding; GTP binding. Gene Ontology annotation, biological process: Ras protein signal transduction. The transcript has 7 exons. The coding region runs from base 195 to 830 and encodes 211 amino acids. Lineage: Eukaryota; Metazoa; Chordata; Actinopteri; Salmoniformes; Salmonidae.
GUCGGACCCUGUGACGUAGCGUUUACAGACCGCUCGCGUUGUUUACAGUUAGUGAGGAUUUUGUGGCAUGAAUUAUCAAACAUCAAGCACUAAAUGACUAUAAAAGUAAUUUCGGAAAUUAUGAGGAAAGAAGUUCUGUGACACAGUUCUAUUCAUUGGGCCUGGACUUAAUAAACUGGACCAAGAAUGAGUAAAUGGAGUCAUUGCGAGGCUCUGGGGGCGUCUCCCGCGAGUACAAACUGGUGAUGCUGGGAGAGGGGGGAGUGGGGAAGAGCGCUAUUAUAAUGCAGUUUAUCAGCCACAGGUUCCCUGAAGACCAUGACCCCACCAUAGAGGAUGCAUACAAGACACAGAUACGCAUUGACGAUGAACCAGCCAACCUGGACAUCCUGGACACAGCAGGACAGGCGGAGUUCACAGCCAUGCGGGACCAGUACAUGCGGGCGGGCGAGGGCUUCAUCAUCUCCUACUCCAUCACAGAUAGGAGGAGCUUACAGGAGGCGCGCCAGUUCAAGCAGCUCAUUGACCGUGUGCGCCGCACCGCCAACACUCCCGUGGUACUGGUGGGCAACAAAUCUGACCUGACUCAUCUCCGACAAGUGUCAGUAGAGGAGGGGAAGGAACUGGCCCGGGAGUUCCAGUGCCCCUUCUUCGAGACCUCAGCGGCAUUCCGCUACUACAUAGACGAGGUGUUCGCCGCCCUGGUCCGCCAGAUUCGCCAGCGCGAGGCCGAGUCGGUCCGCGGCAGCGAGAAGAAGACCAGGAGGAGCCAGUCAUUCUGGAGCCGCAUGCGCUCCACCUUCCACAAGAAACAGCACUCUGAGCACUGAGAGAGGGUCAUUGUGGGAUACUACAGUCCUCCAGUGGUACCCUUACAGCCCCAAUUCCUAGUUCCAAUUCCCACGAGGAGACCAAUGACUCUUAUCCGAGUUAGAUUAUGAGUGUUCGCAAUGAGCAAUUAAACUAACAAUCAUUACUGAAGAUAUUAGUCUUCUGCACGCAUUAGAGAAGGCAGGAACUGUGCUGAUGUACCGUAUGCUCAUUGUGGUGAAAAUUGGGUCUGGCUUUUAACGACAGCAGACGUUAGCAUUUUAGUAUCCAAUGAAACCAAUUGACUGUAGGGUUGUAUAUUUUAAAUGCGGAGACACUGUGGAGUUUGCCUGAAGUUACAACAUUUAUUUGAUGGAGAGCCAGUGAGGAGACGUUUAGGUGAAACUUUGUACCUCACAGGGAGGGAGAGAAGGGGAUGGGGGCUUGAAGAGAGGGAGGGAUGGGGGCUUGAAGAGAGGGAGGGAUGGGGGCUUGAAGAGAGGGAGGGAUUAUGGGGAGGGAAAGGAAAGGGAGCAAAGACUAGGCUAUGGCCCAAAAGGAGCAGAAUAUUGAGAAGGUCAUACAGUAGGUAAAGUGGCAUAGGUAUUGAGGCGUGAACUUGAAGUGUGAUUUAAAGGCGGUUGGUUAGGAAAUAAGGAGUAUGAGAUGUGAGUUUGAAGAUGAGGGUCCCAAUGGAUGUGGAGUAUCUUGCCAGCCAAUGAAUAGGAAAGAGAAGGAUGAAAAUAAUUAAUAGAUUGUAAUAUAGAAGAUGAUGAAAACAAGACAUUCUGAUAGCAUUCACUGUGCAUUUAGGUUCCUCUCCAUUUCGAUUGAAAAGCCUUCCUCGGUUAUUGCUUAGUGUUUGUAAGCUGACCAGCCUAUACUCAGGGUUGGUGCCAUGUUUCUGUGGGAGUGGGUAUACUUUGACAGUUGUGAACUGAGUUGCAGAGGAUAUUUAAUACACCAGGUGGUGUUGAUGUUGACAAGACAUUACUGUGCAGCAUUGCCUUAUAUGGUCCACUGAUCUCUACUUGACCUGAACGGGCUGAUAGUUGGCAUGGGCAAUAUGUUGAUUCCAUCCAAAUUACAUAAAUCACUGGAUUUUCUUCUUUAUAGAAUGGAAUUUGAUGGGCGAAGCUGGCAUUUUAAUUUUGCUCUGCCUACAACAGGGUUUUAUUGUCUUCAUAUAGUGUUUCAGUAAAUAGAGACAAUGCCAAGUACAAUACCUCUCCAGAGUGAUUCACACUCCUUCAUUUGCCCCUGACCUGUAGUGCACCGGUUGUGCACUUAUUAUUUCAGCACUCCGUGGAUCUGGUAGUGCCACAUAUAUGGAGUAUAUAUGUUUUUUGUUUGUUUUAUUCCUCUUGAUCAUGAUUGUUUUCCUUAAUUUAUUUUAUAAUAACACUCUAAAAUAAAACGGACUGCCAUUUUUUCCAAAUGUU